Molecule: messenger RNA, 740 nt
Organism: Monopterus albus (swamp eel)
Lineage: Eukaryota; Metazoa; Chordata; Actinopteri; Synbranchiformes; Synbranchidae
Gene: prorsd1
Product: prolyl-tRNA synthetase domain containing 1
Exons: 4
Coding region: 104-613 (169 amino acids)
Molecular function (GO): aminoacyl-tRNA deacylase activity
Source: RefSeq, a predicted model, not a curated record
CCUCGAUAUAGAAGAAGAGUUCUCUUCUUCUACGCGCAGCUGUUUCCGUCUGUCUUGUCCACGUCUGUGUCCAUUGUUUUUGUUUAUCGCAUAUGUACCGAAGAUGUCCGAAGAUCUGCGGCCACAGCUGGAGGAACAUCUGCAGAGUCUUAACAUCCGGACGAGCUGCGUGGAGCACCCGCCGGUGUUCACGGUAGAGGAGAUGAUGCCUCACCUACAGGAUGUGAAUGGAGCCGUCACUAAAAACCUCUUCCUCAAGGACAAGAAGAAGAAGGGCCUGUGGCUGGUGUCAACUCGCCACGACCGCCAGGUGAACCUCAACGAUCUCGCCAAGAAGCUCGGCGUCGGCAGCGGCAACCUGCGCUUCGCUAACGAGGCGGCCAUGUUGGAAAAACUCAAGGUGGGUCAGGGCUGUGCCACAGCUCUCGCUCUGCUCUUCGACAAGGACCACAGUGUGAAGUGCGUCCUGGACCGGGACCUGCUGGAAGGAGGCCAUGACAUGGUCUACUUCCACCCCAUGACCAACGGUGCCACCAUGGGGAUCCACCCAGAUGAUCUGCUGCGCUUCCUCAAGGAGACGGGACACGAGCCCGUCCUGGAGAGCUUCGACUAGGACAGAGAUCUGGACCCGGACCGGGUUAACACCAGCAGCCGAGAAGCCUGCAGGGACUGAACUGAGCAGUGCUGUGUUAGAACAGAACAAGACCUGCAGCAAAGCCUGCACCAGAAGCCAAAAAAAA